AAUGUCAGGAUUGAUCCCAACAGCAUCUCCUUCAAGAUGUGGAAAGACAUUCCUGUUCCUUUCUACUUGUCAGUGCACUUCUUUGAAGUGCUGAACCCCAAGCAGGUCCUCCAAGGAGCAAAGCCAAUGCUGAGCCAACGUGGACCCUAUGUGUACAGAGAGUACAGGUAUAAAACAAAUAUCACCUUCCAUGACAAUGACACAGUUUCCUUCCUGGAGUAUCGGAACCUUUUCUUCCAGCCAGACUUGUCCAAUGGCACCGAAGACGAUUACAUCGUUGUGCCGAACAUUUUGAUGAUGGGAGCAGCUGUGAUGAUGGAAAAACUGCCAAAUGUGAUCAAGAUAUUACUGAGUGGAGCCCUGGCUGGCCUGAAACAGGAGGCGUUCAUGAAUCGGACGGUGGGAGAGAUCAUGUGGGGUUAUGAAGACCCUCUUAUAGACACAAUAAAUAUGCUUGUUCCUGGCCUGAUCCCUUUCAAGGGGAAGUUUGGCUUAUUUGUAGAGCUUAACAAUUCCAAUUCAGGACUGUUCACAGUGAACACAGGCAUGAAGAACAUCAGUCAGGUUCACAUGGUGGAUUCAUGGAAUGGGCUAAAGAAGGUGAGCUACUGGCGGAGCAACGAGUGCAACAUGAUCAAUGGGACAUCAGGGGAGAUGUGGCCACCGUUCAUGUCUCCAACCUCACUGGAGUUCUACAGCCCUGAUGCCUGCAGAUCCAUGAAACUGGUGUAUGAGCGGUCGGGGAAGUUCAAGGGUGUGCCCACCUAUCGCUUCGUGGCACCAAAAACCCUCUUUGCCAAUGGCACAGACUAUCCACCCAACGAGGGCUUCUGCCCCUGCAUGCAGUCUGGCAUCCAGAACGUCAGCACCUGCAAGCUCAAUGCGCCGAUGUUCAUUUCCCACCCUCACUUCUACAACGCUGACCCGUCCCUGGUGAAUGCUGUCGAAGGUCUUCACCCCAGCAAGGAGCACCACGCGCUCUUCCUCGAUGUGCACCCUAUGACUGGCAUCCCCAUGAAUUGCUCCAUCAAGCUUCAGCUGAACCAGUACAUAAAGCAGGUGUCUGGUAUAAUUCAAACAGGGAAGAUCAAGCCAGUGGUCCUGCCGCUGCUGUGGUUUGCUGAGAGUGGAUCUAUCGAAGGCUCAGUCCUAAAGCAGUUUUACACCAACCUGGUGCUGCUCCCAUCGCUGCUGGACUACGUGCAAUAUAUCUUCCUUGGGCUGAGUGUCCCUCUCAUUAUCUCAGCAGCUGUACUCAUGGCAAUGAGUAAGAGAACCACCGACAAGAGCCUGAUCCCUCCCACCACGCAGAGCAAAGCAUCCCCCUCCUCCGAGACCACACCGCUCCUACGCGACGCUGACACGCUGGGCCAGGACGAUGCUGAGGCCUGA
Acanthisitta chloris (rifleman) is the source of this 1392-nucleotide messenger RNA. RefSeq names its product scavenger receptor class B, member 1 (gene SCARB1). Gene Ontology annotation, molecular function: scavenger receptor activity; low-density lipoprotein particle binding; lipid binding. The transcript has 11 exons. Gene Ontology annotation, cellular component: cytoplasm; caveola. Gene Ontology annotation, biological process: recognition of apoptotic cell; cholesterol efflux; cholesterol import. The annotation marks the transcript as partial. Lineage: Eukaryota; Metazoa; Chordata; Aves; Passeriformes; Acanthisittidae. The record is from RefSeq and is a predicted model, not a curated record.